This is a messenger RNA of Paramecium octaurelia, 610 nucleotides long. The record is from the annotation of a GenBank genome assembly. NCBI's taxonomy places the organism in Eukaryota, Ciliophora, Oligohymenophorea, Peniculida, Parameciidae.
AUGCGAACUAUCCUUUUUAAAGACCCAUAAAUAUUGAGCCAUUCUAUUGAAAAAAUGGGCAAUUAUCUUGACCUAUUUGAAAAUUAAUUACAAAUAAGCAAAGAAUCAAUUUUAUCUAUAUUGACAGCAUAUCCUUUAUUAAUGAGAAAUUUUGAAGUUAACUAUGAAAAGUUUAGAAAUGUUUUUAAUACAUAUGCACAUGUAAAUGACAAACAAUUUGGAUAAAUAUUGGUGAAUACUCCCUUCUUAUUUUCAUUCAAUCUUGAAAGAAUACCACCUAAUUUUAGAGUUAUGUAUAAUAGAGAGUAUAUAACCAAGGAAAUCUAAGAAUUGGUAAUUAUUCAUUAUGAUUUGUUAGGUUCAAAAAACUGCAGAGUUUUUAGCCCUUAAAAAUCACGAUUUAGAUAGAUUAUUGAAUCAUUAUGAUGUUUUAAUUCCAAAUAAGGAGGUUUAGCAUUAAUUAUUAAUUAACAAUCAUAAAUUAUUACUCUUAAAACCAGCAUAUAUGUUAAGUCCAAAGAUCAAUUUAUUCAAAGAAAUUUGGUUAUCAGUUAAUUAAAUAGGAUAGAUUUUAUAAAUAUGUCAAAACUUAUUUUUGAAGAGUGUAUGA